CUCCAAACAGCUGUUGUGACGGUGUGAUGUCGACAUUUUUCAAACUGUGAAGUACGCCUGUCCUUAAUAUUUUGAAGAUAUGAUGUGUUGAUGAAUUCAACCGAAAAGAUGACAUCAUAUGCCGUGGGGCCAGCCUCCUAGCUCCCCCCACUGGCAAAAAUGGACUGUUCCCGGCUGGGAAGCCGGUCUCUCUCUGAUCAAUAGCAGUUUGGUAAAAGGCUCGUUCCAAUAUGGAGAUCUGUGGUUGGGAUCACGGUCAGAGGAUGGACAAAGGGACCUACGCUCUUGUCCCUCCGGCUUGGGAUACAAUAUCGGAAUUAUACAAACAAGUCAUCAAGUUUGUCAGUCAUUUUCCCUUCAAAAAACGCCUGGUGCUGUAUUUUGUGUUCCGUGGAACCAGUGUGAAGGUUGACCUGGGAGAUGCCAAGGCAGCCGGAGUUGUGUGUGUCCUUGGCAUUGGGGUCGGCCUGGGGUCACUGUUGGUCUACAAGUUAUACUACAACUACAUCCGCCCCAUCUUCAGCAGGCAGGGCUCCGACAACAACACAACAACCUCACAGAACAUAUACCAGGAAGAUGACUGCUGCUUCUAUACAGGAUCCUCUGACGGUGCUGCCAACGCGGAAAUGGGAAACCUUGAGAGCGGGAAGGUGUGCCCGCCCAGUAGUCACUAUGACUCAAGUUACGGAGUUGCCUUUUCCAAGAAUGCCGACAAGUGUGACGUAACACCAGAAUAUGAUUCAGUCAGGUUGCGGAGGAAAGGUCGACGGCAGUCGUCGCUGAAUUCAGACAAGGACUCGGCCAUUGGCGGUGCGUCCGAGCUUGGUCAGUCCUUCUACAGUGACGGCGGUGUUAACCGUGACUCUUUCUAUUCUACAUGCACAGCAGAAAGUGGCUUUGAAAAUAUGCCCGAUAAUUUUGAUGAUGCAAGCAGUGUGGGUGAAGGUUACACAUUAUCACGAUAUCCCUCUCUGAGCCAGUCGUUGCAGGUCAACUUCAGCCCUAAAUCCCUCAAUAACAAAAACAGACAAUCUGCUGAUGCUUCAUAUGGGUCAGACGAAAAGUCUGGUCUCACAAUUCAAAAUGGCGACACACUAGACCACAGCAGCAUCUUAUUGACACCUCCUUCAGAGGAUGACAUGUCGCCUUCACAUUCACAGCUUUCUAGUGAUCGGAAAAAUGCUUCAGACAAUACUACCGGACAUUUGCAGGUAGACAGGUCAGACAAAAGUCAUUCAUUAAGUGCAGAGUAUGAUGCUUCAUUAGAGAUAUCUGAAUCCUUACAAAGCUACAGUGGAGGGAGUCUCGGGGACUGGAGUUGUGACGAGGAGGAGAGAGACACCAUGUCUCCGCUGCCCAUCAUUCAGGAAUCGUUGUCAGACUAUCAGUUCAAACAGUCACUCCUCCAGCGACUUCGAGAGUGGUCAAGUUUCUCUAUAGAUGACAAAUCCAGAUCACCAACUCCAGAGCGUGUGACAGUGUCGCGGACUCUCAGGAGAAGCCGUAGCUUAGAUAGAACUUGUCCGGAUGUGUGUACGCCUGAUAGUGAGAUUUUUGACAAUGAGUUGAUUGAUUUUAGUGUCCAUACAACCAAAAACUUAGAGCAUAUUGAGGAUGAGCUCCAGGACAUUCAGGAUGAGUUCUCGAUGAUCACGUCACAGUUGUCAGACUUGAUACAUCGCGGGGAUGAACCUGAGAAGAAGCCAGCAGAACAUCGGGAAAGGAGUCCGAUGGCCAGACGGGCCUCGGAAAUUGUUCACAGAGCACGUACAAGAUGGGAAAGGUCACCGAGUCAUUCGUAUUCCGACUCGGAACGUUCCUCUAGGGAAGGAAGUGUGGAACUAGCUUGGGACCUUGGAGACAUUGGUGAUGAUGAACUACCUAGAACUCUAAGGAACAGAAGAAGAUUCCGGGCCAGACGACAGAACACGCUAAUUCCAGAGGAGCAAAGUGAUGGGAGUGAAUUCAGUCUCUCGUCUUCAUGUGACAGUUCACCAUUCAAGAUUGCCACCGAUACUAAUUUAGGGCAGUUACAACCGGAUCUAUCUGGAGCUGACUUGGAGGAGGACAGUGCGCCUGGAGCCAUCAGUCAACCAUCACAUCGAAGCAAAUACAAACCUCGGGGAAGAUUAAAAAACAUCAGUGCUGGAGUGAACAUUCAGGACUAUGCAGACAGAGAAUGGCAGGGUGAUACGCCGAAGGCCAACGCAAUCAGACAGGCUUAUGCAUCCAUACCGGGAUUAAUCAACUGCCAUCACUUAAAACAAAUCAGGGGAGACAACUACUGUGCCGUGCGAGGGUGUUUGUACCAAAUCCUCAGUGAGGGCCACCAUGUGACUAAGUCCUGGCCAGGCAUAGUGGAUACAAUCAACAAACUUCAUCAGCUGUAUCAGGAUCCUAGGUCCGGGCUCCAGCAGUGGACCUUCGCCAGCCGUCUUCCUGUUACAGACGAAAACAGACUGCCGCGCAUGUGUGAAUGCAUGCUUUCUCUGUACUCAACGAUCGAGGAUAUAUGCAAACUGCCAACCUAUGAACAACGGGCCAAAUACACAUCUGACCUGCUAAACUCUGACCCUGUCACUGACCUUGAACUCAUGGAAGGGGUCAAACUGCUAAUGGCCUUGAACUCAAUUGAACUCCAACAUGCGAGUGAACAAGGCGAGGACGUUCCUCUGUUUGUGUGGCUCAUGUUCGCCAGGGACUCGUGCCAGAAUGUGUCCGACUUCAUCAAAAAUCAUCUCAAUGUUGUUGGCAACUCAGCAGGUCUUGAACAGGUUGAGAUGUGUCUGUUGGGUCAUUCACUGGGCGUGUCAAUACAGGUGGCACGUCUACAGAACGUCUCCCAAGAAGACUUCCUGGUCAACUUCCCUGACACCUCACCUGAAAACUGGCCAACCAUCAACCUGUUAGCUGAAGAUGACCGACACUAUAAUGUGCCUAUCCCAUAAUACCGGGGACCAAACCUGGAGUUGUGUUUCUUUGUAGAGUUAGCUCCCCUGUCGGUCUGCACCAUAACCUUGACAUAGCCAUCUGUGAUCUUUGACCUGAAAAAUGUGGGUUCAUCUACGCACCUAUGUGGAUUCACUUGUAACAAAGUUGUGAUAUUGUGGAAAAAACUGUAUUCUGAAUGUUUGAUACAAAAAAUAUCAGCAGUGUCCAACAGAAAUAUAUAUGUUGUUGAUGUUGUUGAUGUUCUAGAUGUACGUCAAGAACUGAACCUGAUGAGUUGAUGUCCAAAUUGUGAUAGCAUUGAACUCUUGCAUGGUAAUAAAAGACUAAAGCUGAAGCACUGAUUACUCAGAGUAAGACUUUUUACAGUCUGAGGUCCAAAAUAUUUUAUGCAGCAAAACCCUGGUAAUCCAGAAUUCCCCUUUUCAGGACGAUUGUUUAUGAAAAUGUAUUUUGGGCGCAUUGAUGCUAUGGAAACCAAGUCAAGUUUGACAUUAUGCUCUAAGAUUUUAAUCGUAUAUCUUUUUGAGUUGCUCAGUUUUUAGUUAUAAUCCUAGGGCUUGUAUGUGCAAUUUCUCUUUUUCUUAGAUAUAAUUAUUGGGUUUUGAGCUCAGCUCUCAUGUCUUAGCAAUCAUGGUCAUCCUAUUAACCCUUUACAAGUCAAAUCAUCCCAUUAACCCCAUACGGGACAAGUCAUCCAUUGGUCAUCAUCUCAAAAGUGAGGAAUGCCAGCAAAUCAUGUCAGAACAAAACACUGGUACAAAACAAUGGAGCAAUCUUUGCUAAAGAAACUACUGACCCUACCAAACAUGGGGAAACAGGAUUUACUGAAUGGUUGGUGGGAAGGUGGAGGAAAGAAAUUGGGUUAGUCUGGCCACAGAAAACUUACGUUGGAUUCCCAGCAUGAGUUGUCUCACCCUUGGGAAUCACCUUCCCUGAUAAACUUAUCCUUGGGAAUCUGGGAAUCACCUUCCCUGAAAAAUAAACUCCCCCUUGUGGAUCACCUGCUAAACUCACCCUUGGAAAUCCCCUUUCAAACUCAACCUAAACUAUGCAGUGUAAUUUUCAAAAUGGCAUCAUGCACCAAAUUGUCAUUGCAACAUUCUAGUACAUAAAUACAAUGAUUCAGCUUUCAGCAGAUCUCUUCUCUUGUAUUAGUGUAGUGACGUUUCAGUUUAAUGGUGACCUGGGUUUUGUGUCAGUGGUUUAAUAGGGGAGUUACCUCCCUUCCUUCAAUAUUGUUGAUUUGCAUUUUGUACGACUUUUCACGUUUUCGUUGCUUGUCCUUUGUGCACAGCUACUUUUUCAUCCUUCACACUCUCUACAUCUCAGCCUUGGUGGUGGUCUUCGUAGCUUUGCGUAGUCUUAGAUAGGUUCUCAUAAAUGUGUGAGGCAAAUUGUAGCAAACAUGUGGGAGGUCAAACAAAUUGAUGCUCUUGGAUUUGAACAAAAAAUUCUAUUCAGAUAUUUAGGUUUGAACAUUAUUUGGAUUUUAUUCAUUUAAAUUUUUAAUUUUUAUUGAAAAGAAAAAGACAAAUUUGCAAUUUUAAAAGUUAUUGUAUUUAAUCAUAUGAAUUAUCAGGUUAAUUUUCCAGAAUACUUAACUUAAUUAUGGUUACAAUAAUUAAUUUAUUCUAAACACCACACAGGCGAAUAUGUUCAUUUUGAAGGUGAUGUUAUCACAUACUGAAAACAAACAUCAAUUCUCAUCCUAACAAUCAUAAUGUACAAGUAGUUGUGUCACUGGCAGCACAAACAUUCUUGCUAUUUCUUGUGAUACAUGACAAUGUCGGUGGUCAGUGUAUCACACAAUCCCAUCUCCGAUUCUGUCUUUGUCGGAUAAGUCUGAGAUGGAUAUUUUCGAGAACAUUACAGUUUCGCAGCAAGAAUUCCCACUUGAAGAGUCUAUACUCUAUGUUCUGGCAUUGCUCAACAUCAGUAUAUUUUCAUGUCAUCUUUCAUUUUGAUCUUGUUCUGGUUGUUUUGCUGAAUUUGAAUUUGAAUUUAAAGUUUAAAGUUUGAAGUCAUUACACAUAAGGAUGAACAGACAAAACUUUAAAGUAAAUACUUUCAUUUUCAUUUUUUUAUCACCCAAAUUGUGCAAUAUCUUAAUUUUCAUAAUCUUGGUAUAACGAGAACUUACAAACUUAUUCUCAUGUACUACUAUUGGUCUCAUUGUAGUCUUUUUAACAACUUAAAAUGCUUACUCGACAGAAUCUCAAUACUGCUUUUUUAGAUGCAGCUUCACAAGUCCUAAUACUCUGCAGCUUUCUACCGCAGCCACUCACUGAUAGUAUAAUGUCAAUAUGUAUAUUAAUGUGUACAUCUUAUUUACCCUUUUUCUACUAUGUCAAGUAUGUAGAGUCUUUGUGAUGAAAGUUUGUAGUUUUAUAUCCUUCUGAUGAUCCACAGUCACAGAUGUCUGUUGUAUGGCUAUUAUGUAGAUACAGGCCACACCACGCAGACCUUGGUUAAGAUAGCUGUGCCUACACUGUUGUAGUACAGGGCGACCAUAUUGGUUCAGUGGUCAGACUAAGACAGACUUUUGUCUGGCCCUGGUUUGACUAUUUACAUGCUACCAUGAUAUUGCUGGAAUAUUGCCAUGACAUACAAGCAAGCAAAAGAUGCCAAGACGUUCCACCAUGUGCGACAUGAGUUCAACUCAAGGACUGAAAGAGGUUGAAAACAUUCAUCACCACCAGAACAACCAAGGACAUUUUGCAUAUUAUGAUAAUCCUAUUAUAGGAUAUUUAUAUAGUGCACAUAUCCACGUAACUAGUACAUGUUCAAGGUGCUGGAGUGUUCCCUUGAUUAAUGGAUGUCUGUUUUUGGCAUUUUGUUAACCAACUCAACUCCCUGGGGAGUAUAUAGUUUAACAAUGAUUAUUAUGUGCAUAUUUGAUUACAGUGUACACCAGCUCGGCAAAUGCCACAGAGAUUAAACAUCCAUCAUCUCUGUAGUGUCUCUUUGAAUACAAGACCUUCCAGCAUUAGCUACAAGAGAAGCAGCAACAUUCAGGUGACAGACGUGCAUUGACCAUUACUCUGGGUGUUGGCUGCUGGAGAAAGUCUUUAGCACAGGGCUGAAGUAUAUAUUCAGAUGGUAGUGCAGGUUUAAGGCUACAGAUACAGGUAGACUUUGCUUGUGAUUCCUUUUAUGAUAUCCGGGUCAACAAGUGAUUAAGUAGGGUGUCUGUUAUCUGGCCGUGUGUUCCAAAUCUGAAAUCUUCCCAGUGACUGAGUCCUGGUGGUGACUCUGGUCCAAGCUCUACUUACCUUAAAGGGGUUUCGCUCCUCAAAACAGUGACCCAUGCUGUAUUGUACUAAUUGUCAGUGACAGAGGCUCUGUGUAGUAAAUGCAGCGCUCGUAAAUCUGAUUUGUACAUGGCAUCAGUGCAGCAGAUAUUGCAGAUUGUACUGCACAGUUUUAAUUAAAUGAGUUACAUCUGGCCUGAGGUCAUUUUUUAAAAGGAAAGUUGUCCAGUCUUGUCAACCAAGAAUACUUCAUGUUAUGGCAUUUUAAAAGGCGUUACAUCUUUUGUCAUAUCUCCUGUCAUGAUAGUACCCAGGGUAUAACAUUUACCAACCAAGCCAUUAUCGCCUUGUCACAGUGUCACUCUCUUAAACACACUAGUGGUUGUCUGGGUCAAGAGACCUUCCUUUAGACAACCAUGGUGGUCAGGGCGGGUAUCUGGGUCAAGACACUCUCUAUAAGACACGUAAGUGGUCAGACACCUAAGUGGUCAGGUUUUGUUGUUUGGGUCAAUGUCAAGAUACUCUAUGGACCUAUUGUGUUCAGGGCCUUGUCACUUAGGUUAGGAGAUCCCCUUUAAGAUGCCAAUAGGUCAGAGCCUUAUUAUAGGGUUAGGACACACUCUUUGAAACACCUUAGUGGUCAGGUUUUGUUGUUUGGAUCAACAUCAAGAUACUCUUUGGACCUUUAUGUUCAGGGCCUUGUCACUUAGGUCAGGAGACCCCCUUUAAGACACCAAUAGUGGUCAUAUUUGAGUUUUCUGGUGCAGUCAGACAGAGCAGGUGCUAGUCAUGUUAAUUUGCCUGAUAGUGCUUCCAAUCCUUUGUUGGACCUCAACACUGAUUUGUAUAAUAGAAGAGUCCAUGUAUUGUAUUAUUUAUGUUAUCAUGUAUAUGUUGACUAGUCAGAUUGAAAGAGUGUUUAGCAAGAAUUGAAAUCAGCCUGGUCAAAUCCUACUUGAAUUCUGCUGAAGUAAUCUUGAUUACCUUUAAUGAAUUCUGCUUUAAUAACCGCUGAUUUGAUUUCAAUUUGUAUGAAAUAUUGGAAAGUUACACGUGUGAUUAUGUAAAUAGUGUAUAUAUGUAUUCUAUCUAGAAAGUUGGCAAGUUGAUCAUGGCAUUAAGGAAUCAGAGACUUGAACACUAAUGAUUGUGGAAUGGACGUAGAACAAAUAAAAAUGAAAAUCUUUUAUUUCAUAUUGUUUUGAUAUUAUUUUAUAGUUUUAAAAUAUGUGAAUAAAUGUACAUCAUUGGAAAAAUGAAUUUUAUAAGAAGUCAGUUGAAGUUCAUUAGCAUUGUAUGAUAGUUCAUGAUACGUGUAACCUCAAACUUGUGAUUAGUUGUUCCACAAGCGUCGUGUAGCAAUGUGUGAUUGUUAUGUCCGAUGCCAUUGUUUGAGAGAAAACAGCUGUUGAAAUUUGCUGACUGAGGGUUCUGUUGAAAUUGAUGGUACACUCUUUGUUUUAUGAUAUGUAUAGAGAAUGUGUUGUUGCACAUUGCUUUGAAGAACGCAUAUGUUCACAGGUAAUAUUUACCAUACACUUUAAGGAUUGCUAUUAUUUUUGUGUUUUGAUAAAACAUUUAGCCCUGAUACUUUAUUGUUCAAAUAUACUCAUAAGAUUUCAAUUCAGAUGCCAAAUACAUUGUAUACUUAUUUUCACAUGUAAUGGAAAGAUUAAUUAUUUUAAUUUUUAUCUUAUAUUUCAAUAAGUGCUUUUUUUUAUUCAACGCAACCUGUUAAAAUUUUACCAAUACUGUGAAACCGAAAGGAAACAAAUUUAAAAUUGGUUGAUUGUUCUGGACAGUUUUCCUUUCAGUAUUGUGUUCACACAAGGAAAUAUUGCUUGUUGAAUAAACUGUUAAGUAGUCAAACAAAGAGUGUGAUAACUUUGUUAAUGCCUGUGAACUAUGUUGGACAUCUGUCAAGUGCCAGUCAGUACGCUUGUAGUGUGAUGGGUGCGACAUACUCAGCUUGUAGUUAGUCCUUCACGCAUGGUGAAUGUGUGGGUUUAUUUCUGGACAAUGGGAAUAAACAGUUUUAACCUGAA
Molecule: messenger RNA, 8248 nt
Organism: Haliotis rubra (blacklip abalone)
Lineage: Eukaryota; Metazoa; Mollusca; Gastropoda; Lepetellida; Haliotidae
Biological process (GO): protein linear deubiquitination
Cellular component (GO): cytoplasm
Molecular function (GO): cysteine-type deubiquitinase activity
Source: RefSeq, a predicted model, not a curated record